GAAAGAAAAAAUAAACACAAACAUCAGCUGUUCCUGACAUUAUCUAAGAAAUUGUCAUCUGGUAAAAAGUCACAUAAUUUUUGUCAACAAAGACCAUCUUUGGGGAAUAUUUUUGCACGUAUGUGAAAAUGGCUAUUCCUUCUUGCAUAAAUCCAGUGCGUUAUUUGACUGAGAGACAGUAUAGUGAUAAUAUUUUCAUAAAAAACAACUUGUUCAGUGCACGAUUUGCCAAUGCAAGAAAUUUGUUCAGAAAGGACUUGGUGUCCCAUUAUGGGUGUGUGAAUGCAGUGGAAUUCUCAGUAGAUGGAGAAUUCAUAGUUUCAGGGGGUGAUGAUAAAAGGGUGCUCAUGUGGACUGUACCCUUAGCUAUUUAUGAUCAGGGAGCUCCUGUGGUGAUGCGUACUACACAUAGAAGUAACAUUUUUUGUCUCACUUUUGAUUCAAACAAUGAGAAAAUAUUUUCUGGGGGCAAUGAUGACCAAGUUCUCAUCCAUGAAGUCCAUACGAUAACUUCAAUAGGGUCUAUUCCACAUGAAAAACCAGUAUAUGGAAUCAGUAUACACCCCCAAAACAACAAUAUUAUAGCUACAGCAGGGGAAGAUGGAAGAAUAUUACUUUUUGAUGUUAGGGAUACAAGUCAGGAUGCCCAAGUUGUAGCUGAACAUAACAGUGGUUUUCACUCAGUAAAGUUCAACCCACUAAAACCUCGUUAUCUAGUUACUGCCAAUUCAGAAGAAGGCAUUCAACUCUGGGACUGUAGAAAACCUAAGAGUCAACUCCUACACUAUGACUCUCAGAGUGGCAAAACUAAUGGUAUCAGUGCCUGUUUUGACUGCACCGGUAAGAAAGUCCUAGCUUUGAGAAGACGUCUGCCUCCUGUCUUGUACAAUGCAGAAUCUGAAAGUUCUGUGUGUCAAUUCUAUCACCCCCAGUACUACAACUCUUGUACCAUGAAAACUUGCUGUUUUGCUGGCGAAAAUGAUGAAUAUAUCUUGAGCGGGUCUGACGAUUUCAAUCUUUAUAUGUGGAAGGUGCCUACGGAUGAUUCUGAAUGGGGAGCCUCUCAUAUGGUGCUGCGAGGACACAGAUCUAUAGUCAAUCAAGUUCGUUACAACAAUCACAACAAAUUGAUCGCAUCUUCAGGAGUGGAAAAGAUGGUCAAACUUUGGAGUACACUGCCCAUAAGUAACUGGAAAGGUUCCAUACUCAAAGAACACACAGAACCAGUGAGAGCCAUCUACACUCACGAAGACUACAUGAGUAUUGUCGUUAGUACAGACCGCAUCAAUCACGAUUAUAGCGAUCAGUCGAUCAACGAAGAUACCAAAAUGAUGGCAUUUUUCGAUUCGUUGAUACAGAGAGAGAUCGAAGGCUGGGAUUCAAAGACUGACGCCACGUUUUCAACUGACACCGAUAGCGAUGAGGAGGAUUCCACAAAGGUUAUUGCGAAAAUUUUUAAGAACGGAGGCUCUACCUAUACCGAACUGAAGAAAUACAGAUCAAACAGAAUAAUGCAGUUGAUAUCAAAGAAGAAGAACACCUUGGCGAGAUUAGCACGAAGCAAAUCGACAAGCUAUGUUCAUAGGUACAAUCAACACAAAGCCCACAAGAGGAAAUCCACCAAAUCCAAAGCCAGGAAGCACAACGGCACACACAAAAAAUCCAAAAAGUCCUCCGCCGAGCGAGACACCGCCAAGCGCCAGAAAAAGGAGCCCAGAACCAGCAAAUACCUCACCAGGCAGAGCGCCAGGAACAUGGCCGAGAGCGCCGAGGCGACCUCCAACGGACGUUCGCUGGAUGCCAUUCCGAAUGGACAUUCGCUGGACACUCCCAGUACCAGUACGGGGAUCACGAGUUCCGAGGUGUCCGUUUUCAGGCUGGUGGAAGAUGAUUCCGAUGACGAGGUCAGGCCUGCUAAUGGUGGUGGAGAGGUUGAGGACAGCGUGGUGGAAGGCAAUUUCGUGAAUAUCCUGCCGACACCGCUGAACGGCACCAGAGACGUGCUCAUCAAUGUCCUGGAAGUAGUUGAUGAGGAUACGAGGAAUUCUAGGAAUCAGACAAUAGAAGAAGAAAUAAUCCAAGAUACAGCCGCCGUAAACAGUCUUUCAAAUACAAACAGCAUUGAUGAUGCUUACAAUACUGAAAGCAGUGAUAGUGACUUUGAAUACUUGCAUACCCCAAAACGUCGAUGCAUCUCAGUUUCUGCUGAUAGUGGUUGCGGAACUGGUCCCAGUUCCAGUUCCAGUUCGUGUUCCACUAAAGACUUGAGGAGCCACCACCAAGUCAGCGGCAGUAGAACUGCGGAUGACUCCGACAAGAAAAACAGGGGUAGAUGGUCCACGAAAACUAGGAAAAGCGUGAGAAGGAAAAUCGGAGCCGAUUCCGACGAGAAUUAGGUUUUAAAUGGAUAUGGGUGUGCGGAAACAAGGGAUGGUUUUGAGCUGGGAGCUGGGGGUCGAUUCAGUUUUGUUAUAUUCGCGAUGUUUUUACUCGGUCUCGCGAACAGAAAAUAGACCAGAUAAUAUUAUUGAUGAUACCAAUCGAGGUAUUUGGAAUGAAAUAUAAACAAAAUUUGAUGCUUGGUAUGGAGAAAUAUGAAGGAAAUGUACUUUAUUUUAAAUUGAUCGUUGGUUAGUGUCCAGCGCCAUUUUUCUGAUGCCUUGUUUUUGACACAUCCAAUAUGUUUGUCCAUCUCGGUUUUUAUAUAGUCUUGUUGCAAU
This is a messenger RNA of Phaedon cochleariae (mustard beetle), 2720 nucleotides long. The record is from the annotation of a GenBank genome assembly. Lineage: Eukaryota; Metazoa; Arthropoda; Insecta; Coleoptera; Chrysomelidae.